Molecule: messenger RNA, 861 nt
Organism: Puccinia graminis f. sp. tritici CRL 75-36-700-3
Lineage: Eukaryota; Fungi; Basidiomycota; Pucciniomycetes; Pucciniales; Pucciniaceae
Exons: 3
Coding region: 64-705 (213 amino acids)
Biological process (GO): cristae formation
Cellular component (GO): mitochondrial crista junction; MICOS complex
Source: RefSeq, a predicted model, not a curated record
CCCGACUUCCUUCGGCGAACAGCCAGUCCACCCGGAAGAACAAACCAAGCAAAACAGAUCGAAAUGGCUACGCACUCCUCCACCGAUUCCCAAGCACCAUCCUAUCCAUCUCGAAAACAGCUGCCGAUCUAUGACGAACCUUCGCAGGAGAUCAUACUCGUCAAGACUGAACUUCCUCUCCAAGCUCAAGUUCGUUGGGCCCGACAGAAUAUUCAAUCCUUCAAGAAGGACCUCGAGAGCCGAUUUAACUUCGUCUUGGAUCAUGGAUUGAAUAUCGAGAAAAAGGUCGCGGGCACUUUGGGUAGUCUGAUCGAUCAAAAGGAGUCGAGCUCGUCUUCAGUACUCUGUGUCGGAAUCGGGACAAUGACGGGAUCGAUCCUGGCUCGAAACCGAUCGUUCCCCCUGAGGUUCCUUUCUCCGCUCGCAUUCUUUAUCCUCUCAUCCAACCAAUUCCUACCCACAACAACCCAGAACGUCAAGUCAUACCUCUUCAAGCUCCAAGAUCACCAUUUCCCGCAAUCGGCUGCAAGGCGUGAUGAGGUGAUCAAGCGAGGAGCGGAGAGUGUGGAAUGGCUAAAUGGGUUGAGACAGCGUAUGUUUCUGAAGACGACUGAGGUCGUCAAGGAUGGCAGUCAGGUCUUCGAAAAAUACAGUGGCUUGAAGAUCUCCCAUGACUCGUCCCCUGCGAAAAAUAAAACCGAAUAAAUUCAAUUCAUUCUUCCUUCAACAAACAAACAAACAAACAAACAAAAAACCAUCGGUCCUCUUUGAAUCUUCUGUUGUAAAGAAAUAAGAUUCCUUGUGGUUCCGCAUUCAAGCCUGACUAGCAAUCCACUCAUCUCCAUCAAAAUUUGUCUCCCC